UUACGCGGAGGGCGAAGGAGAGAAGGAGGAGAAGGAGGAGGAGUAGAGGAGGAGAAGCGGGGGGAAGCAGGAGAGAUGCGCCGGUCAACCCCCCCCCCGGCUGCAGCAGGGCGGCGGUGAGGGAGCGCUGAGGAGAGGGAGACAAGAUGGCUUCCUCCUGAGGGCCGGAUCCGUGCGGGGCCCGGCGGGGGCUGCGAGGGCAGCGGCGGGGGGAGCGGCGAGCAGACAGGUUCGGCGGGCGACCCGGUUGAUGGACCCAGCAGAAGCCAAAUGGAAGAAGGGCCAAUUAAUUAUGUCGAAGAAAGGCGGCUGAACGAGGGCGGCGGGCUCAGCCUGGCGAAUGGGGGCCGGCCAGAGGCAGGGGGCACGGUGCUGAUGGAGCCGAGCGGCUGGUCACCGGGCCAGCCGCCCGCCGCCGGCAAAGCCCACUUGGAAGACGUCAGGAACCUGGUGGCCUUUUCGGCGGUGGCCGAAGCCGUUUCCUCCUACCGGGUGCCGUUGCCGGGUUCGCCGUCGCUGCUGUAUGAGAAGUUCGACUCGGAGAUGAGCCGGGGCGGGCUGAGCACGGCGGACGGCGUGCCGCGGGGAGAGGACCUGCACGCCCUCAAGGCCGCCCUGGCUUUGGCCAAGCAUGGCGUGAAGCCCCCCAACUGCAACUGCGAUGGCCCCGAGUGCCCCGACUACCUGGAAUGGCUGGAGCAGAAGAUCAAGACAGCUCUCAGCGAAGAGCUGGCGUCACCACGGCCCCGCGUUGCCGCUGACCCCCCACCACCCCCACAGGAAGGUGCUAUCGACCCCCAGCUGGUGCCUGAGACCGUCGAACCGUGCCCGCCCGACGGUCUCCCCUUUUCCCAAAGCGCAUUGACCAUCGCCAAGGAGAAGAACAUCAGCCUGCAGACCGCCAUAGCCAUCGAAGCCCUCACGCAGCUCUCGGCCGCGCUCCCCCAGCCUGCCGGCAACGGCCACCCCCUGCCACCACCGCCCCCGCCGCCCCCCGCCACCCCAUUCGGCCCCGUCGCCCCGCCGGCGCCCGCAUGGCAGCGAGGGGACGAGCCCCGUUACCCGCCGGAGCCAGGAGCAGCGCCGGAGCCGUUUUUUGGCACAGCACCCCCCCGGGGGGGCUUUGCGGCGCCAUGGGGGCUGGAAGCCGAGGGGGCAGCGGGGGCCGGGGACCCCAUGGCAGAGCUGGAGCAGCUGCUGGGAAACGCUGACGACUACAUCAAGGCGGCUUUCAAGAGACCCGAAGCAACGGCCGGUAAAGUGAUGGUGCCUAAAACAGAGCCCCCCGAACGAGCACCCAGUAAGGAUGUGCCGAGCAGCCCCCGUUUGCCGCCGGUGCCGCCGGAGCCCGACCUGCAUAAGAAGACGCAGCUGGUCCUGCAGCAGCAUCUCCACCACAAACGCAGCCUCUUCCUCGAGCAAAGCCUGGCCGCGGUGGCGGCGGCAGCACCGGAUCGGCCGAGCGACUGGUGGGCUCCCGGUGCCCCGGCCGUGCCCCCCAAGCCCUUCGAAAAGCAGGCCAAAGAGAAGAAGAAGAAAACGCCGCCCGAAAAGCCCCCCCCAGCCAAACCGCUCCGCAAACAAGUGCAGAUCAAGAAAGCCAAGCAGAAGGACUCGCAGCCGCUCUUCCCCCCACUCUGGCAGAUCAGCCUGGAGGGGUUUCGGGCGCCCGCCGAACCCCCCGCCGAAGAGAUGCAAACUGAACCGCCCCCCGCCUGCCCCCCGCCGCCUCUUGCACUACCCCCGCCCGCCGCUUGCCCCCCGCCGCCAAACCCCCUGGAUGGCGGCCCCACAGCUCCCGACUCUCAGGAAAGGGGUGCCCCCGGGGGGGGCCCCCAAAUUCACCCAGCACUGGCAGGCUCAACCGGCUCUGAGGAAACACCGGCCGCCCCCCCGCCGGCCACCCCGACCCCCAUCGUGGUGGAUGACAAGCUGGAAGAGCUCAUCCGGCAAUUCGAAGCUGAAUUCGGGGAGAAUUUCAACCUGCAGCCCCCCGAGACGCCCGCCCCGCUCCCCGCCGGGGCUGCCGAGGUGCCGGGGGGGUCGGUGCCCGCCCCGCAAGUGCCCCCCACCGCCACUGUGCCGGCUUCCAGCAGUGCUCCCCAAGCCGGCCCUAAAAGCUUUUCGUUCUCACCGGGGAAGGGUCCAGAGCCCCCCUUCACCGCCCGGUCCCCAAAACAGAUCAAAAUCGAGUCUUCUGGUGCUAUCACUGUGGUGUCCACCACGUGCUUUUACUCUGAGGAAAGCCAAAACCCGGACGCAGAUGACGCCGACGGGACCCCCACCAAGGACGAGGUGCCGCUGACGCCCACCCUGAGCGGCUUCUUGGAAUCGCCGCUGAAAUACCUGGACACGCCGACCAAAAGCCUCCUGGACACCCCGGCCAAGCGGGCGCAAGCGGAGUUUCCCACCUGCGACUGUGUGGAGCAAAUUGUGGAGAAGGAUGAGGGGCCGUACUACACCCACCUGGGCUCAGGGCCCACCGUGGCGUCCAUCAGGGAGCUCAUGGAGGAGCGGUAUGGUGAGAAGGGCAAGGCCAUCCGCAUCGAGAAGGUCAUCUAUACCGGGAAGGAGGGGAAGAGCUCCCGGGGCUGCCCCAUCGCCAAGUGGGUGAUCCGCAGACACAACCAAGAGGAGAAGCUGCUGUGCCUGGUGCGGCACCGGGCCGGCCACCACUGCCAGAACGCCGUCAUCAUCAUCCUCAUCCUGGCCUGGGAGGGCAUCCCCCGCACGCUGGGCGACACGCUCUACCAGGAGCUCACCGACACCCUCACCAAGUACGGCAACCCCACCAGCCGCCGCUGUGGCUUGAACGACGACCGGACCUGUGCGUGCCAAGGCAAGGACCCCAACACGUGCGGUGCUUCCUUCUCCUUCGGCUGCUCAUGGAGCAUGUAUUUUAACGGCUGCAAAUACGCCCGGAGCAAAACUCCCCGCAAGUUCAGGCUGGUGGGGGACAAUCCCAAAGAGGAGGAGCUGCUCCGGAAAAGCUUUCAGGACUUGGCCACCGAGGUUGCUCCGCUUUACAAGAGGCUGGCGCCGCAAGCCUACCAAAACCAGGUUACCAACGAGGAUGUGGCCAUAGACUGCCGGCUGGGCUUGAAGGAGGGGAGGCCGUUCUCGGGAGUGACGGCGUGCAUGGACUUCUGCGCUCACGCUCACAAAGAUCAGCAUAACCUCUACAACGGCUGCACGGUGGUCUGCACGCUGACCAAGGAAGACAAUCGCGUGGUGGGGAAGAUCCCUGAAGAUGAGCAGCUGCACGUCCUCCCCCUCUACAAGAUGUCCAGCACGGACGAGUUCGGCAGCGAGGAGAACCAAAACGCCAAGGUGGGCAGCGGGGCCAUCCAGGUGCUCACGUCCUUCCCCCGCGAGGUCCGCAAGCUGCCCGAGCCCGCCAAGUCCUGCCGGCAGAGGCAGCUGGAAGCCAGGAAAGCCGCCGCGGAGAAGAAGAAGCUGCAGAAAGAGAAGCUGAUGACGCCGGAGAAGAUCAAGCAGGAAGCGCUCGAGUUCCCCACGCUCCAGCAAAACGCAGGUGUGGCGUUAAAAAGCGGGCUGCCCCCGCAGCCGCUGAAACCUUCCAUCAAGGUGGAGCCGCAGAGCCAUUACAACGCCUUCAAGUACAACGGCAACGCCGUGGUGGAGAGCUACUCGGUGCUGGGGAGCUGCCGGCCCUCCGACCCGUACAGCAUGAACAGUGUUUACUCUUACCAUUCCUACUAUGCACAGCCCAAUCUGCCUUCCGUGAACGGGUUUCACUCCAAGUUCGCGCUUCCCUCCUUCGGGUAUUACGGCUUUUCCAGCAACCACGUGUUCCCCUCGCAGUUUCUGAAUUACGGAGUGUCCGAGAGGAGCGGGAGCAGCUGGGUGAGCAACGGCUACGAGAAGAAGCCCGACGUCCCGGUUUUGCAGGAGAACCUCAACCACGCUUAUGGGAACUCCGACUUCCCCGAUCCCCUCCUGCACAGCGUCCGGAGCAAAAACCAUCACCAGCGCACCUAUGAGCGGGCCAACCGCUACGCCAGCCAGCAAAAAGCGGCGGCCGCGGCGCACAGGACUAACUCGGGCCCGGAGGAGGCGUCACCGUUUGCACAGAACUGUUUUGGCAGCCGACCCAUCAAGCAGGAGCCCCCAGACCCUCCGCCUGCCAUCGAGCCCCUUCCCGGCACGCCGGCCGUGCCCGGUGCCGGCUUAGCCCUUCCGACCGUCCCGGUGCGUGGCGCGGGGCUGGAGCAGCGCUGGAGCCCCUUCAAAGCGUCCCGGGGCGCGUCUUCUCCCGAGAGGACUAACGGGGCCGAGGGCUCAUGGAGCGCCCUGGUCCCGGGCGGGCGGGAGAAGCUGAGCGCCUUCGACGCUGCCGUGCGCUUGCCGCCACCGGAGAAGCAGUGGCCCGGCGUCCUGGCGGGAGAGCCAGCGGCACGCGGCUCGGGCUUGCUGCCGAAACCAUGGAGCCCCUGCAAGCUGGGGGAGGCGGCGCUGUCCGGCACGGCCACCUCGAGCUUACUGGGGCCGCUGGGUCUGGCUUCCACCUUGCCGGGGCUCCCGGGCUUCCCCGAGGAGCCGUGGGGCUCGGUGAAGGCGGAGGAGCGGAGGACGCCGGCACCCAGCCCAGGGCUGCCGGAGAAGCCGUGGGAGGUGGCGCUGGGGGAGAAGGGGACGGCGGGGCCCCCCCGGGACAAGCCGUGGGACCCCUUUGGCCUGGAGGAGGAUGUACCAGAGAAGCCGGUGAAGGAAGAGGAGGAGGAGGAGGACGAGGCGGAGGAGGAAGAAGAGGAGGAGUGGUCGGACAGCGAGCACAACUUCCUGGACGAGAACAUCGGCGGCGUGGCCGUGGCGCCUGCCCACGGCUCCAUCCUCAUCGAGUGCGCCCGCCGCGAGCUCCACGCCACCACCCCGCUGAAGAAACCCAACCGCUGCCACCCCACCCGCAUCUCCCUGGUCUUCUACCAACACAAGAACUUGAACCAGCCCAACCACGGCCUGGCGCUGUGGGAGGCCAAGAUGAAGCAGCUGGCGGAACGCGCCCGCGCGCGGCAGGAGGAGGCGGCGCGCCUGGGGCUGCCGCCCGACGCCAAAGCCUUCGCCAAGAAGCGCAAGUGGGGCGGCGCGUUGGCGAGCGAGGCGCCCAGCAAGGAGAGGAGGGACGCGGUCCCCACGCGGCAGGCGGUGGCCAUCCCCACCAACUCCGCCAUCACCGUGUCCUCCUACGCCUACACCAAGGUGACGGGUCCCUACAGCCGCUGGAUCUGAGACGGAGGCGACGGCCGCGGCCUCGGCUUACCUCAACCCUCGGCAGCGCCGCAGCUUGGCGUUGCUUCAUGUGGUGCUUUCCCCUCGGGUGCGGGGGAGAAGAAAAACAAAAUAUAGACAGAACCGAAGCAAAAUACAACAAAACUAAAACUAAACAACCCACAGAAAGCGAACCCGACGCGCUCGGAAACGGCGCGUGCCGGCGGAGAGCCGCGCUCGGCGGGGAGUUGGCAAACGAAGCAAAACUCGAUUUUAAAAAGAACGACGACAGAAAACUAAGAGGAACGACGCUGUUUGAUGCUUUUCGGUAAUCUCAUAUUUAUAUCUCCACGUUUUUUUAAUCGAGCCUCGCGCGCCGCGCGAACGGACGGAGGAGUUUGUAGCGUCCUUUCGCACAGGAGAGGUUUUUAAUUCCACUUAAGAAAGCCUAUUUAUUGGAUUUUAUUUUAUUUUAUUUUUUACUCCGACGACAACGACGAAGCCGAUCUUCUAAAAAGAAGCCGAUAUCUCAAAAAUCCAACCCUACAACGCAAAUAGAAAACCAACCUGAACACCAAACCAGCUUAAAGGCAAGAGGUGGGUCCCUCCAGCUGUGACGCCUGGCGGGACCGUGCGCUUUACCGUCAGCCAGACAUCCGAAGAUUUUUUCUCUCAAGGACCUAAAAAUACCUAUUUUGCAACCCGAGGAGUCUUUUCUUACAGCGCUGAGAGCGGGACGUCCCGGCUCGGCUCGGCUCCUCGUUGCCGGCGCGAUCGGCUCCGCCAGGACAGAGCGAACCGGUGUCUUUCCCAGCGCCGGAGACCUCAGGACGCAUCUGGGCCGGGCGCUGCCGCCGCCGGGGGGGCCGUGCUCGGAUUUGGGGGCUCCUUUGCCGGCGAGGAGAGCGGCAGCGGCAUCUCUAAAGGACAAAAACAGGAAGAAAAUAACAAAAGCAUACACAAAACCAGGAAAAAACCCCACACCAACCAACCCCAAACUGUGAAUAGUUGCUCUCUGUACAUCACUGUUGCUAAAGUCUGGUGCUUUCCGUCUCCGGGGGGACUUUUCUCCGUGCGAUCGGCUCUGGGAAGAGCGAAUCCCUAGACUUGGCUGGCCAAACCCCUCGCCGAUCCGCCUUCCCCGCCGGGGCUCGGUGCUUUCCCCCCCCGGUUGCCAUCCCUCCUUCCUACGGAUCGCCGUUCUUCCCGCAAACAACCACCCCCAACCCAACAACCCAACGACGAUGACAACAACCGCCUGGUGCUUUUCGAACAAUCUCAGUCGAGACUUUCCGCCCGUCCCCGAUGCCGAAGCGGCACCGGGACGGAGGGCGGGAGGGCGGCGUGGCCGAAUCCGGGUGCCGGCGUCCCCGGGGUCGUCGCUUUUGCACUUUCAGGUGCCUUUUGGAGAGCCAGCGAAGCCGGAGGCGACGCCGUCACCGCGCAGAGAUCACCGUGUGUUUACCGUCACCCUUCUUCCUUCGCGCACUGGCACGGAUCAGCAGGAUCGCGGUAAAACAAAACAACAGCCUGAACAUUUACGUGGUCUGAUUUUAAACCUGUAAAUAGGGAAAGAAUUUUUUUAAAAGCACUUUCACCUAGAUUUAAAAACGAAAGCGAAACUUAAGAAAACAACUCCCCUCUUUCCUCCUCUCUCCCCACCCCACCAACUUGAAAGCAGUAUGUUUUAAACCAGAUUAUCGGGGGAGAACUGUAAAUACUGGCAGAAUAUUUAACAUGCUUUGUCCGUCCUCCAUAAUUAAUUUUUUCUUUGUAAUCUGUAAAGUCGCGUAUAUUUGACAAGGAAACUCAACGAGCUAAUUACCGCUUUUCUUAUAACUUACCCAAUAGCAUAUCAGGAUUUUACGAGUCGAUGGCAAGGCGGAUUUUAGGGAUGCUCGCGGGCGAUGCCGUCAGAGGGCGAGGAGGGGACCCGCGCGUUCCCCGCUCGUUCCCCGCUCGGCGGGGCCGGAUUCGGGUGCCGGCCCCGCUCGGCGUGGCGGAAGGUGCCGUGCGAGCGUCGCCUGGACGCGGUUCGAAUCUCGGGGCCGAGGCGCGCGUUCGGGGACGGCGGAGGGUCCGCGUAACCUGUCUAAGUCCUGCUUCCCCGGGAGGUUUUAUUUGGGCGCAGGGAGGGGAUUCGACCCGAUGCGGCGGCGGCUCCGAUGGGUUCGAUCUGGGCGAAGCGUCGGAGCCGCCGGCGCCGCGGGUCGGGGAGCGAGAACUGCUGCGGUCUCACGUUUUUACACUACGUAACGUCUAACCUACCUCAAAUCUCAGUCGUUGAUAAUUAGCACGCUUCAGACUUCUACGAAAACUCAGAAUCUAUGCACAGCUCUUUACCCCUUGCUGCUGAGAGGCUGUUUUUUCAAGCAAAAUCUUUUUCCUUUCCCCGGCGGCCGCGCUCGUCCCUCCCGCGCCGAAACCCGGGGGAUCGCCGCGUUACCGGGGGAUGUUUUUAACCGCUUCAGGGUGAGCUGGGGACCUCGUUUGGCAGCAGGUCGUGGCCACAAUGGUGCUAGAACAACGCCCGCGGUAGAAACCUUGGGGAGAGCUCGGCGCGGGGAGCCCCGACACGCUCCCGCCACCCCGCUUUGGGUUUUUGUGACGCUUCGCCUCGGGCGGGGAACGGGGGACACGUUUCGGGGUUCCCCCGCCCCGUCUCGACGCUGUCGGGAUGAGGCACGGGAAGGAGAAGGAAACCAGGAUCCCUGAGGUGCCUCAAUUGCUUGAUUAUUUUUCUUUCCUUUUAAUACUGGAGUAUGCUUUGUGGGCUCUAUAAGGCGUAUUUUUAUUAAAUGAAAUCUUCUAAUAACAACGGUGCUAUGGUGUUUUAACAAACUGUAUCAUGCUUCUGCCUGAUUCCAUCUCGCUGAGGUGCUACUAAUGUAUAUACGAAACUAGGGAACCAAGAAAACAAAUGUAUAGAAAAAGCAAUGUCGUGGAGAAGGAAGUUGAGUUUUCCGGAGCGACAGCUCAAGGCGUGCCGGGAGCCGGGCGGGUUCAUGCAAACUGAAAUCGGCGCCGCGGUGGAGCCGUUCGAGCCGUGUGUGGGACGCGGUGCCGCAGCGCGGUGCUCGGCCACAUGUCGUGGAUCUGGUGCUCGGACGUGGUGUGUGGACGUGGUGCUCGGGGACGGUGCUCGGCCACACGUUGUGGAUCUGGUGCUUGGACGUGGUGCUCGGCCAAGGUGUGUGAACAUGGUGCUUGGACGUGGUGCUUCACGGCACAUCGUGGACGCGGUGCUCGUUGGGGUGUGUGAACAUGGUGCUCGGCCACAGUGCGUGACCACGGUGCUUGGGCAUGGUGAUCGGCCACGGUGCUUGUCAGCGCAUCACGGACACGGUGCUUGGAUACAGGACUCGGCCAAGGCGCGUGGACAUGGUGCUCGGGAACGGUGCUCAGAUGUGGUGUGCAGACGCGACGCUUGGCCAGGGUGUGUGAACAUGGUGCUCGACCGCAGCGCUUGGACGUGGUGCGUGGACGUGGUGCUCGGGCACGGUGCUCAGCCACGCACCGCGGACACGCUGCUCGGAUGUGGUGUGUGGACAAGGUGCUCGGGCACAACGCUCGUCCACCCAUCAUGGACACGGUGCUUGGGUAUGGGACUUGGCUGUGGUGUGUGGACAUGGUGUUUGGCCACACACCAUGGACGUGGUGCUCAGAUGUGGCGCGUGGACACGGUGCUUGACCAGGGUGUGUGGACACGGUGCUUGGCCACACAUCAUGGACACGGUGCUCGGACAUGAUGCUCAGCCGGGUUAUGUGAACACGAUGCUCAGCCAUGGCACUCGACCGCGGUGCUUGGCCAUGGUGUGUGGGCAUGGUGCUUGGCCACACGUCAUGGAUGUGGUGCUCAGAUGUGGUGUGUGGACACGGUGCUUGGCCAGGAUGUGUGAACAUGGUGCUUGACCGCGGUGCUUGGACACGGUGCUUGGACACGGUGCUUGGCCACGCAUCAUGGACACGGUGCUCGGACACAAUGCUCGGCCAGGUUAUGUGAACAUGGUGCUCAGCCACGGCGCUCGACCGCGGUGCUUGGCCAUGGUGCGUGGACGUGGUGCUCGGGCAUGGUGCUCAGCCACGCACCAUGGACAUGGUGCUCGGGCACGGGGCUCGGCCGUGGUGCGUGGACAUGGUGCUCGGACGUGGUGUGUGGCCACAUACCGUGGACGUGGUGCUCAAGCACAGCGCUCAACUACGGUGCUUGGAUGUGGUGCUUGUCCACAAUGCGUGAACUUGGUGCUCAGACUCGGCGUGUGGACAUGGUGCUCAGCCAGGGUGUGUGAACGUGGCGCUCGGACACGGUGCUUGGCCACGGUGCUCAGACGUGGUGCGUGGACAUGGUGCUCGGCCGCAGUGCGCGGACACGGCGCGCGAACGUGGUGCUUGCAUACAGUGUGCAGACACGGUGCUCGGACAUGGUGUGUGGACACGGUGCUCAGGCAGGGUGCUCAGCCCGGUGCAGGGGUGCGUUGUGCACGCCCGGUGCACGUGCGCGUUGCAAGGACGUGGUGUCUGUUACAGUGCUCCGGCACCGUGCAUGGCCACGGUCCUCGGACACGGUGCACGCCCAUGGCGCUCGGGGACGGUGCACGGACACGGUGCUUGAAUUGGGUGCUCGUGUACGGACAUGGUGCUCAUGCGCGGUGCUCGCCCACCACGCAGAGACACGGUGUGCGGACACGGAGCUUGUGCGCGGUGCUUGUCCGCCACACACGGAUGUGGUGCACGGACACGGUGCUCCUGCACAGACACGGUGCAUGGACACGGUGAUUGAACAGGGUGUGUGGGCACGGAGAGGGUGUUCGUGCACGGUGCUUGUCCUCUGUGCACGGACACAGUGCUCGUCCACCACACGUGGAUGUGGUGCAUGGACGUGGUGCUCGUGCACAGACAUGGUGUUUGUGCGCGGUGCUCACCCACCAUGCACACACACACGGUGCACGGGCACGGCGCUCAUCCACCACACACGGAUGCGGUGCACGGACACCGUGCUCGUGCAUGGUGCUUGUGCACAGACACGGUGCACGGACACGGUGCUCAUGCACGGUGCUCGCCCACCACGCAGAGACACGGUGCACAGACACGGUGCUUGUUCAUCCUGCUCAUCCCCCGUGCACGAACGCAGACCCCAGCACACCCAUGGCGCUCGCCCACCCUGCACCCCCGUCCUGGCGCUUUGUCCCCGCGGUGCCGGAGCACGGUGCACACACAGUGCACACGUGGCACACGCUGCGCACGUAUGGCACAUGCAUUGCAUGCACAGUGCACACACAGCACACAUGGUGCAUGAAUGGCGCACGCAUGGCGCACCUGGCACGUGUCACACGUGUCGCACGCACGGUGCACGCACGGCGCAUCUGGCGCACACGGCGCACGCACGGCGCACGCACGGCGCACGCACGGCGCACGUGUCGCACGUGUUGCACUCACGGCGCACCCGGCGCAUGUGUCACACGCACGGCGCACGCACGGCGCACGUGUCGCACGUGUUGCAUGCACGGCGCACGUGUCGCACGUGCCGCACGCACGGCGCACCCGGCGCAUGUGUCACACGCACGACGUACGCACGGCGCACCCGGCGCACGCACGACGCACGCACGACGCACGCACGGCGCACCCGGCGCACCCGGCGCACGCACGGCGCACGCGGCGCACACAGCAAACACGGUGCACACGGCAAACGGCGCACGCACGACACACGCACGGCGCACCCGGCGCAUGUGUCGCACGCACGGCGCACCCGGCGCACGCACGGCGCACGCGGCGCACACAGCAAACACGGUGCACACGGCAAACGGCGCACGCACGGCGCACACGUGUGGCACACGCACCCCUCGCCCCCCGGCGCACAGACCCCGCUCAGCACCGCGUCCCCCAUCUCCUCGCGCCCGCUCCCCAAACCCCAGCGCGUCCCCCUCAGCCGGACCUCCCCCUUCUGCCCAUUUCUUUUCUUUGCCCCCCUUUAUUUUUCCAUUUGUUGGGGUUUUAUUGGUGCUACUCUCUCCCCCCUUCGGCUUCCCGUCGGCGCCGGGGCCGCAGCUCCCCCCGCGCCCCCAAACCAGGCAAAUACCUCAACCCCCCCGAGUCCCCGCGGAGCGAAACCGGGGCGAAUCUUUCCGAAAUCAGGGAUCCUUCCGCAGCGGGGUUUCUCCCUUCACUUGUUCUCUUUUAUUUCCCCCUCCUUUCUCCCUUUCCGCCCGGGUUUCCGCCUCAUUUUCCCGCAUCCUUCAGGGAUUUACAACCCGCCGUAAUUUCAGCCUCAAGUUUUAUUCCGGGAGCAAAUUCUUGUGGUUAUUUUGGCCGGUGGUUUUAUGGCACCGCGUCCCGAAAAAAACACAACAAACCCAAAUCGAAACGAUGGCGCCGUUUCUUCUCAGAUUCGGGAAUUCGCUCGGAGGCGGGGGGGGGGGGGGGGGUGUUAUUUUUGGUGGGUUUAUGGGGUUUAUUUUGGGGAGAACGGAGGAGGGAGGCGGGACCGCGGCAGGCGGAGGGGGGGACCCCAAUUGGGGUCUCGGCGGCUCCGAAAACGUUCACACUUGAAGAUUUUCUUGGUCGGCUCGGACUGUGGUUACUUGAAAUGAAGUUUUUCUCCAGGGCGGAUCGAGGACCGGUAGAUUUUUUCCCCCAUGUCUCAAGGCAAUAGGAUUAAUGUGUAUUAAACUGUAGAUACUUCUAGGACAGUAAAUUUAUGCUGAUAAUUUUAUUUUGUAUAAUUUUCCCCUAUUUCUUUUCUUCCUCCUCUUUGUGUUUCCCCUUUAACACCCUUUUCUUUUUCCCUUUCCCCCACCCCUCAAUGUUUUGGUAAAUUUUUUGUUAGGAUGCCUAAAAAUUGUAAGUUUGGAAUCUUCCCCCUUUCCCUCCUCGGUUUUGGUUUUCGUUGUUGUUUUGGUUUUUGUUUAAUUUUAAUUGUUUGUUUUUUUUUUUUUUUUAAUUUGUAUUUUAUUCUAAGUUACGCGCGGCCGGCCGGGCCGCGAAAUGUAUUAUUCCUGAUAUCUUUAAAAUAUUGUGGGUGUUUUAAUAAAUUUUAUAUUUAUUUUUUGCACUCAA
This is a messenger RNA of Columba livia (rock pigeon), 12282 nucleotides long. RefSeq names its product tet methylcytosine dioxygenase 3 (gene TET3). Gene Ontology annotation, biological process: positive regulation of transcription by RNA polymerase II. Gene Ontology annotation, cellular component: nucleus. The coding region runs from base 271 to 5250 and encodes 1659 amino acids. Gene Ontology annotation, molecular function: DNA 5-methylcytosine dioxygenase activity. The record is from RefSeq and is a predicted model, not a curated record. The transcript has 10 exons. Lineage: Eukaryota; Metazoa; Chordata; Aves; Columbiformes; Columbidae.